Messenger RNA from Adineta ricciae, 2544 nucleotides. Lineage: Eukaryota; Metazoa; Rotifera; Eurotatoria; Adinetida; Adinetidae. The record is from the annotation of a GenBank genome assembly.
AUGUCAGGUAUGAUAGAUACGAGAAAAGAAACAUCAAUAAAAGAUUUAAGAGCUAAAGAGCAAUCUAUAGUUUGGUAUCAAUUGAUUAUCGAAGCAUUAUUACGUUUAGAGGACAUGCCUGAUGAAAAAGCAGAGAUGAUUGCAGAAUGUCGAAAACAUUAUGCUAAUGAUGAGAUUGAAUACGUAAAAAUACGCGAAUUUGAAAAUAACUUUACUCCAAAUGAUGCAAUUCGGUGGUAUACAAGAGAUUCGUUUUUAUAUCGGUUAUUCAACAAAGCAAUGAGAACACAAGAUGUUCCCUUUAUUUACAAAUUUCGUUUUUUCCUAAAAGCACUGUACAAUCAAUUGGCGCAUGUUUAUAAUUGUGAAACGAUCCAUGCACAGCCAAUUAAAAAAGUUUACCGAGGUCAAAUGAUUCGUAUCGAAGAAUUACAACGGUUAAAAGACAAUGUUGGUUAUGCCGUUUCCUUCCAUUCAUUUCUAUCAGCAACGAGAGACAAACAAGUUGCUGCUAUUUUCUCUGGCAAUGGUAAAGGCAGACCAUUUUUUGAAUCAGUUGUCUUCUGCAUUGAAAUACUUGGUGACAUUUAUCCAUAUAUUGAGACAAACUUGCGUGUAGUGAAUUCGGCAGGAAUCGAUGGAAAACCAUUUGCAGAUAUUACGAACUACGCUACGUACGGUGGAGAGCAAGAAAUCUUAUUUGCAAUGGAAUCAGUGUUCGAAGUAUCGUCUAUUAAGUUAGUUGAUAACAUCUGGUAUGUUAAGUGUCAUUUCUAUUCUGGAGGAGUGGGAAAUUUCUUGAGAUACGAAUUUAGUUCGUGGAAUGUCCUUCUUGGAUAUAAUCCUCGAAUCGAUGUCAUCGGAGAUUUCUUACUUGAAAUGAAUAAUUACACUGAUGCCAUUACUUUUUAUAUUUCCUCCGCGAAUGAUCAAUCGGAUCAUUUAGCAGUCGCAUGGGCAGAUUAUAAACUAGGAAGAUUAUACAUGCGAAAAGGUGAAUAUCAGACUGCUCUCGACUACUUGCAAAACGCAGAGAAUACAAUGCUGCUACAUGUAGAUGUCACAGAUUUUUGGCUAAAAAAUAUUUUUGAGACAACUGGCGAUACCUAUAUACGACGUGCUCAACAGCAAUCUGAUUCUAAGGACGAUUAUGAACGUGCCGUAGUAAAUUAUAAAAAAGCACUUGAUACUGUCAUUAAGAAAAAGGACGACGGAGGGAAGCAAAACCCAUCAGAAUUCCAAGCAACUAAGAUGAUAAUAGGUUCAGGCAAUGAAGAAGUUAUGCGUGCCGAGAUUAGUUACAAGAUAUUCAAAGUAUAUUGCCAGAUGAACAACCAUGCAGAGGGUGAAUGCUAUGGAGACGUAUUCUUAGCAACUCUUCUUUCGCAUUCAACUUAUAAUUACGAACAAUCAAAAAUCAAUAAACGAGAAGUUUUUGCUAUUGCUUCAGAUUCUAGAACAAUAGAUACUGUAAAACUUCGACAGCUGCUAUUCAGUAAUGUAUCUUACAUUGUAGAAGGAGCCAUGAUACCAAAUCAUCGUGAAAUGUACAAGAGAUACACUGAAUUAAUUCGGUUGACUAUCAAAGAAGAAAAUAAAUUAAUCCUUUGCAAAUUUAUAGCUGAUAUGUGUUCACGAUCUUAUCCAAAUCCAUACGAUAUUCUCGUCUUUUAUCACAAGUACAAUCUAUUCAGCGGUAGUAGAUACGAGAACGAUUACUCAGAGUAUCUCAUCUUCCAAGAAAACAUUUUUAUGAUUGAUUGCACAAAUGCACCAUCUAUGUUCGCCCAAUAUUUGCGUAUAUGUUUCACUGCUGCUUAUCUGAAUGUUACACUUGAAAAAAGAUUAGAUUCUGAGGAGCUGGAUCAAAUAUGCUUAAUUCAAAUGAUGGAUUUUCAUUCUGCUCUGUGGAUUCAAAGGCGAGACUUGAGAGGCACGAAUGACGAUGAGUGUUUUGACUAUCAAGAAGGGUUUAUACUUUCUAAAUACUAUUCAUAUUACGAAAACCCACCUACAUCCAUCGGCGAUGCUUAUCAGCAUUUGCGAAUGUACGAAAGUCAACUGAAACUCCUUAUAACAAUGGAUCUAACGAAAGCAGCUCUAGCAAAUCCCUAUCGAAAUAUUGCUCGAAUCUACAGUUACCUCUACGAAUAUUCUAUGGCGUUGGAGAACUAUGAAAAAUGUUUAGAAAUUGUUUAUACACAUAUGUCACCGAAUGUUUCAUUUUUGAGACGAACAUAUGCACUUAUCGCGCAUGAAAUCGUUGAACUUUAUUUAAAUACGAAUGCUGUUGCACAUGCAAGGGAUCUUAUGAAGUUAUGGCUUAAUUUUGCACACAAAUAUGCCGUUUCUGAUCAUGUACAACUUGCUGCUGUAUACUCUCGUUUAAUUGAUAUAUGCAUGCGACAAGAAGACUACGAUUUAUGUUUGGAAUAUGCAGAGCAAGAACUAAUGCAUCUUCAAUCAGUGCAACAGCCUGAUAAUCAACGUAUAUUGGUGUGCAAAGAAAAACUAGAAAGUUUUAGAAAGCAACGUUCUACUUGA